Neurospora hispaniola is the source of this 701-nucleotide messenger RNA. RefSeq lists its product as uncharacterized. The coding region runs from base 159 to 479 and encodes 106 amino acids. The transcript has a single exon. The record is from RefSeq and is a predicted model, not a curated record. Lineage: Eukaryota; Fungi; Ascomycota; Sordariomycetes; Sordariales; Sordariaceae.
GGUCUCAUAAUAGAGACCAUCGAUUUGAUAGAGCAGGAGGCUGGGGACGAAAAGAGGGUGGCACAGAUAAGCAGAGAAGGAGGAGGUGGAUGGGAAAAUGUGGCGCCUGAUCCGCGCAAGGCGAGAAGGUCUCCAUCGCUUUCCACAAAGCUGCCCAAAUGGAGAAACCACGCCGCCGUGUCCGGGCUCAGCACAGGCAGCGGCACUCAGAAACUACCCCCGACUCUGCUCAGCCCCUCUUCAACAAGGACCCGACGAGACAUGACAAUACCACCACCAACAACUACGGCGAUGCCCGGUAUGGGUAUGCGCGCCGCGUCCGGAUCGCACGUGCCACGUCAAUCAUCUGUGUCAACAACGGCAUGGUCUACCUCAGGACCCAACAGAGGAGGAGGAGAGAAGAGAAGAAGAGCGUCGAUAUCGGUGGCGGGAAGCAUAAGCACUGGGAUAAAGAAGGGAUCGGCAUCUCUACGGGAUAAUGUGCAUUAUUGGGUAUCGAGUGCGGUUGGCGGCGGGGACCAUCGGUAUCAAAAGAUAUCAUAACCUCAUCAACAAACUUAAGCAUAUAUGGGAGCGGAAGUGGACAAAACAGGAAAAGGCUGCACUGAUAGGCGUUGGGACGAAAAAAAUAAAAGUGAUACCAAGCAGGAUGAAUGGGAAUUAGGGGAGGGUUAAUUUAGAGUUGAAACUUCUCUUAUGUG